This is a messenger RNA of Dentiscutata heterogama, 135 nucleotides long. The record is from the annotation of a GenBank genome assembly. NCBI's taxonomy places the organism in Eukaryota, Fungi, Glomeromycota, Glomeromycetes, Diversisporales, Gigasporaceae.
UUAAUGCUGAAGCCAGUAUCUCUGAUGUCUCACACGCAGUUAAUGCUGAAGCUGAUACUCUUUGUGAUAAUGUGGUUGACAAUGAAGCUAGUACUUCUCAUGAGAAUACAAUUAACAAGGAGCCUAGCAAUACAG